CCGCCGCCUCGGCUUUUAUACCGCACCAUCUCCGGGCUCUGUCCAGCGACUCAAUUCUCACCCACAGUCGCAAUACGCCAAGCUUGAGAGCCUCGAACUUCGAGUUCUAGUCUCGUCUACCCGGACGUACUUCCCCCUCCGCUUCUCUUUUGGAAACCAAAAUGGCCCACCGCGACGAUCAUCGAGGCAUAGAAGACUCGCUUGCGGAUCUCGAGUUACUCGAUAUGCUCACCGCGCCGGCAUUCCCGAAUGCGCAUGAGCUCAAGGGUGCCUACAAGCGCAGAGACGCCGACCUCGACCCCUUGCUUCUCGCCGCCGCCGCAUCCUAUGCCCAUGUCACUCGCAAUCACUAUGCCCAUGAUUUCUUUCCUGCUAUCGGAGACCCGCGUGCGGAGGGCGCGUACGAUUGGACUAAGUGGCAGCCCGGGGCCGCGCGACAGGAGCGCAAGCCUCGUCUCAAGUAUGAGAGCAGGCAGGCACCUCGCUCGCAGAGGCUGAAGCAGCUGGGGCUGGAAGGGAAGGAAAACGACUCGGUGAGGACCGCUUCUACGCCCUUACGUGCCGCGGACAACCUCCCAUUGCCCACGCCGAAAAUUGCUCCUCGCGAACCCUCUUCCUCCUCCGCUUCGGCGAGCACGCAAGUCCCCCCGAAUCCCGAGCUCGAGGUUCAGUGUAUGGCUCGAACUCGCGUCCCCACUCCGCACGGACCCGUGUUUCUACACUUAUAUCAUAACAACCGCGACAAGAAGGAGCACCUCGCCAUCGUUGUCGACCCCGCGCAGCUGCAGGAAGAUUAUCCCUCCCUGGCGCCCUCCAUCCGUAGCCGCACAUUAGACGCUAUCUGGUCCGACUCGGAGACGGAGAUGGAUCGUAUCACUCGCGGCGCGUAUGUCGGACGUCUGUCAAAAGACUGGCAGAAACCUUCUCAUCCCGGUGUAGGGCGUGCGGUUACGCCCAGCCUGGACACGAUACCCUCGCCGCUCAUUCGAAUUCACUCUGAAUGCUUCACUGGCGAAACCAUCGGUAGCAUGCGCUGCGACUGCGGUGAACAGCUCGACGAGGCGAUCCGCCAAAUCGCCCUGCCUAUCACUGUUCCCGACCCCUCCGACCCCGCACGCACCGUGACCAUCCCGGGCCGCGGAGCCGUCAUCUACAUGCGUCAGGAAGGCCGCGGCAUCGGCCUGCUGUCCAAGAUUCGUGCGUACAAUCUCCAGGACCUCGGGCACGACACGGUCACCGCGAACCUCUUGCUCGGCCAUCAGGCGGACGAGAGAGGUUACGAGAUAGCGGCCGCCAUCCUCCGCGACCUGGGCUUGGGCGCGGACGGCUUGGAAGGCGUCCGGCUACUAACAAACAACCCCGACAAGAUGCAUGCGCUGGAGGAGGAGGGGAUCAGGAUUGUUGAGCGUGUGCCGAUGGUGCCGCGGUCGUGGCAGCGCCGGCAACACCAUAAGCUCGGGCAUGACCUCGCGGAUGCCCACGGCUAUGGGGAGGACGAGAGGGUUAAGGGCGCGACGAUGAUAGGGGGAGGGGAGGUGUACGGGGAGGAUCUGGACAAGUAUUUGCGGACGAAAGUGCUACGCAUGGGCCAUAUGCUGCCUUUACUCUCGGACACUUCAGACUCUUGAGCUUGGUGGGGUGUAAAUUAUAUGUCGUGUAACAGAAUGUAGAAGACAGAUGUAGUGUUAUUGAUU
Messenger RNA from Dichomitus squalens LYAD-421 SS1, 1694 nucleotides. RefSeq lists its product as uncharacterized. Bases 162 to 1628 code for a protein of 488 amino acids. The transcript has a single exon. The record is from RefSeq and is a predicted model, not a curated record. Gene Ontology annotation, biological process: riboflavin biosynthetic process. Gene Ontology annotation, molecular function: GTP cyclohydrolase II activity. NCBI's taxonomy places the organism in Eukaryota, Fungi, Basidiomycota, Agaricomycetes, Polyporales, Polyporaceae.